Balearica regulorum gibbericeps (East African grey crowned-crane) is the source of this 3039-nucleotide messenger RNA. Lineage: Eukaryota; Metazoa; Chordata; Aves; Gruiformes; Gruidae. The record is from RefSeq and is a predicted model, not a curated record.
AUGCAUUCGAGCCACACCGAUGACCCCAAGGAAGCCAUACAGCUGAUCAAGAAGCAACUGGUGAAUGCCAUCAAGGCGUUGCAGAAGCAGUACGUGACCUCGGAUGCCAUCGUAACCAGCGACGAUGGGAACGCCAACACCCUCUGCAGCGCCCUGGAAGCUGUCUUCGUGCACGGGCUGAAGGCGAAGCACAUAAAGACGGAGAGUGGGGGGAAAGGAAAGAAAGGAGGAGGUCGGGGACCGCUUCCCCAGCCGGUCUUCUGGGGGCUGCUGAAGAGCAUCACCCAUCGAAAUAUUGUCUCAGAGCUGGAACAACUCAUCUUUAUCAAUACGGAUGUCGGCCGGUGCCGAGCCUGGCUGAGGCUGGCUUUGAACGAUGGCCUCGUGGAGUGUUACUUGAAGCUGCUUCUGCGGGAGAGGUCCCGGCUGCCCGAAUACUAUCAGGCAACCGCUCUGCUCUUAGACGCUGAAGAGUGCGAGUUUCUCCUUAGCUACUUGCAGGGCUUAACGUCCUUAACCUUCGAGCUCUCCUAUAAAUCGGCGGUUUUGAACGAGUGGACCAUCACCCCUCUGUCCCUGUCUGGUCUGUGUCCUGUUUCGGAGCUGCUGGAGCCCCUCACGUCCUCGACAUCCGAACCCUGCAGAAAAGCAUCGCUGGGUUCGAUUUCCCAAUCAUCAGGGUCAGAUGAAAUCGAGAUUCAACCCUCCGUCCUACCCAUUGGCAAAGCCAGCAGCAAAAUCAAGCUCACUUCGUCCUCGUUGAGCCUUAACACCACGAGCUCGUCCCAGCUCUCCUCCAGCCUGGGCUCCGACAGCACCCUGCCACCUCACUGCGCCCGCAGUCCCGAGCGGAGCGAGGAGCCGCUCUCCUGUGACUCCGACCUGGGGACGGCCACCGCCGAGGACCUGGACAGGUCGCUGCAAGAGGUGUUGUCCGAGUUCAGUAAAGCCAAGCCAAGCCUGGAAGCCCCGGAGGGAGGGCUGCUCCCCAGCGUGCUGAGCUGCUCCCCACGGCAGCCUGCCUGCCCCCCAGCCUCGCCACCCAUCCCCCCAGCACCGUGCCGCAGAGCUCGCCAGCAACCACCCCCUGACACCAAAACUCCAGGCUCCGCUCGGACGGGCGAUGCGGUGACCACCGGCGACGGUGAUGGAGAUGCAGCACCACAAGCCGGCGGCACAGCCGGCAUUUCAACCACGCAGCGUGGCGGUCCGAGCAGAGGAGAGAUGGGCAGAAACGGCACGGUCGGCAGCAGCGAGACAAGCCAGGCCGUCCGCAGCCCGACAGCCGAAUACCUCCUUUCUCCGCUGCGGGGUUGUCCAAAAAGAAAGAGCUGGAUCUCAGAAGAUGAUUUCUACAGACCUUCUCCAGGAGACAGGAGCGAAAACACGGCCAACACCAACGGCUUUGGGCCAGAGGGGGCUGGCGAGGGUCCGGCCCCAGGGCUGAUUAGCGCUCUUGAUUUGGAAAGGCUGUCGGUGCCGUCUUCAGAGAGCAGGAAGCCCAAAACGUCGCCCGAACGGGAGCAAAAGGGCUUCAGCGUUGUGCAUCGCAGGCAGAUGGGUCUUUCCAACCCUUUCCGAGGACUCCUGAAGCUGGGCAGCCUGGAGCGGCGAGGAGCCAUGGGGAUAUGGAAGGAGUUUUGCUGCGAGCUGUCGCCACUGGAGCUCCGGCUCUUCCUGGACCACGAGGACCGCAUCUGCGUCGAGAGCUACUCCCUGCUGCGGUGCGAGUCGCUGGCGCUGACGCACUCGGAUGGCCGUUUCGAGCUGGUUUUCCUGGGGAAAAAACUCUACCUACGAGCUCCUUCUCGAGACGAGGCUGAGGACUGGUUGGACAGGAUCCGUGAGGCGCUGCAGAAGUGCCGGCCUCAGGUGGAGGAGGAGGAGGAGUGGGAGACGCUGGAGUAUCCAGAAGAUGAUGGCGAAGGCCAACCCAUCCAGAGCGACUCCGCUGCUCUUCUCCAGUACAGCGAUGUGCCUGGGAACAGCUUUGACUGGACUCCAGCUCAUGAACCGGAGCUGGAUGCAAUAAAAGAGGCUGUUCUGUACAUGGACGUAGACAAAACCUGGGUCCCCUUUAUUUUUUCCCUGUCUCUAGAAACUUUAAAGUGUUUUAAAGUCAGAAACAAUGACAAAAUUUUAAGCAACAGUUACGGUAUAGAGACGAUCCAGGACAUCCUUCCAGACACCAGCCUUGGGGGACCCGCGUUCUUCAAGGUGAUCACCUCCAAAGCUGUCCUGAAGCUGCAGGCUGAGAAUGCAGAAGAAGCUGCCCUGUGGAGGGACCUGGUCCGAGAGGUGCUCAUGUCCUACCUGGAGGGCGCGGAGGAGGCGCUGACACUGGGUGGCAGCUUGGACGGACACUCCCAAGUCAUCCUGAAGAACAUCGUGAAGGAAAACAGCUUCUUGUUGCAAUACCUGGUGGCCAUCCCCGUGGAGAAGGGCCUGGACUCGCAGAGCUUCAUCUGUGCAGGCUGCUCCAGGCAGAUCGGUUUCUCCUUCGCAAAGCCCAAGCUCUGCGCCUUCUCCGGUCUCUACUAUUGCGACAGCUGCCACCGGGAUGACGAAACAGUGAUUCCCUCGCGCCUCAUCCACAACUGGGAUCUGACAAAACGAGGGGUUUGCCGUCAGGCUUUGAAGUUCCUCACCCAGAUCCGUAACCAGCCGCUGAUCGACCUGAAGCUGGUCAACGAGAGCCUCUACGACCACGUGGAGAGGAUGGGACGGAUCCGGCGGAGCAGGGAACAGCUGAAGCUGCUGGGAGAUUAUCUCAUCAUGUGCCGCAGUGGGGCCCUGAAGGAGCUGAGCAAGCGGCUUGAUCACAGGCACUACCUCUUGGAAUGUCCCCACAAAUACAGCGUCGCUGAUCUGAGGCAGAUAGCCGACGGCGUCUUUGAGACCUUCCUGCAGUCUCUGCUCCAGUUUGCUUCCCAUCACGUCUACAACUGCGACCUGUGCACCCAGCGUGGCUUCAUCUGCCAGAUCUGCAACAGCAGUGACAUCAUUUUUCCCUUCGAAUUUGACACUACCACCAGGUGA